Messenger RNA from Mangifera indica (mango), 1569 nucleotides. Its product is annotated as mitogen-activated protein kinase kinase kinase NPK1-like. Bases 195 to 1478 code for a protein of 427 amino acids. The record is from RefSeq and is a predicted model, not a curated record. The transcript is spliced from 13 exons. Gene Ontology annotation, molecular function: ATP binding; protein kinase activity. NCBI's taxonomy places the organism in Eukaryota, Viridiplantae, Streptophyta, Magnoliopsida, Sapindales, Anacardiaceae. Gene Ontology annotation, biological process: protein phosphorylation.
CACCACCGUCAGCUUAUACGAUCUUUCUUUAGUAUUUUAAAAAAUUCACCUCUUCUCCUUUUCCCUCCUUCAAAGUUCUCUCUCUGUAACUUCGUCACAAACUAUGCACCUCACGGAACCCUAGGCUUGACGGACUUGAACACAGUAACGGAUUAAGAGAGGAACUAAUUGGUGUCCGUAAGAGGAACUCUAAAAUGCAGGAUAUUUUCGGAUCGAUUCGGCGAUCACUGGUGUUUCGAUCGACAUCGGGAGAAGAUGGAGGAGUAGGUAUCGGUGGAUUGGUUGAGAAGAUAGGCUCGAGCAUUCGUAAAUCGAGAAUCGGUUUGUUUGGUAAACCGUACUUACGGGCUCUUCCGCCUAUUGUAAAAACCGAAGCGGCGCCUAUCCGGUGGAGGAAAGGUGAGUUGAUAGGGUGUGGCGCGUUUGGUCGGGUGUAUAUGGGGAUGAAUCUUGACUCUGGAGAGUUACUAGCUAUUAAACAGGUGACCAUAUUGCUCUCUGCAGUGCUUCAAAAGAAAAAAACACAGGCACACAUAAGGGAACUUGAGGAAGAAGUGGAGCUUUUGAAGAAUCUUACACACCCAAACAUUGUGAGAUAUUUGGGAACUGCCAGAGAGGAUGAUUCGUUGAAUAUACUGUUGGAAUUUGUACCGGGUGGAUCCAUAUCAUCUCUAUUGGGAAAAUUCGGAUCCUUCCCCGAGUCUGUUAUUAGAAUGUAUGCAAAACAAUUAUUAUUAGGACUUGAAUAUCUUCACAAAAAUGGAAUAAUGCAUAGGGACAUUAAGGGGGCAAACACUCUUGUUGACAACAAGGGUUGCAUUAAACUUGCUGACUUUGGUGCAUCCAAGAAAGUGGUAGAGCUGGCCACAAUAAAUGGUGCCAAGUCAAUGAAGGGUACUCCAUAUUGGAUGGCUCUUGAAGUUAUUCUACAGACUGGACAUAGCUUCUCUGCUGAUAUAUGGAGUGUUGGAUGUACUGUGAUUGAGAUGGCUACAGGAAAGCCUCCCUGGAGCCAACAGUAUCAAGAGGUUGCUGCUCUGUUCCACAUUGGAACAACUAAAUCCCAUUCACCCAUUCCUGAACACCUCUCUCUUGAAGCAAAGGAUUUUCUGUUAAAAUGCUUGCAGAAGGAACCAGACUUCAGACCUACUGUAUCAGACUUGCUGCAGCACCCAUUCAUCACUGGGACAAAUCAGGAAUCUCAUCUUGUUUUCCGCAAUUCAAUCAUGGAGUCUGGAAAUUUGAUGGCAACAUCAGGAGUGAAUCUUAGAAACUCCAUGAUAAGACAGUCAACCUGCUCAGGCUUGAAGGAUAUCUGCAAGAUGGGUAGUGUGAGGUGCUCAACAGUUUAUCCAGAGCAUUUAUCUGCUGGAUCCAACUGGGGGGCAAACAAUUUUGACGAUGACAUGUGUCAAAUAGACAAUAAAGAUGAUUUUGGGGUUAGGGCAUCUGUAAAAUUCAGGAGUCUGGAAAUUUAAUGGCAACAUCAGGAGUGAAUCUUAAAAGGAACUGUUUCGAUUAUUUAAUCAUUAAGGUAAUACCAUGUAGAGUUGGAUUAACAUAAUAUUG